CGGAUAAAUAAUCGUAUCACGUAAAGUUUGAGAUGGCAAAAUUGAAACAAAAAUAAAUACGUGUGUUUUUAAGUUAUUAACAAUGGAGGAAGGAAAUUCUAUUAUAUAUGGUCUUGAACAUCAAAUGAUGUUUCUCUAUUAUUUCUUUCAGACACGGGCGCUCUCACCUCAGUACGGGGAGAGUGAAGCUAUAAGGUUCCUAAUCGGCACACAAAGUCUCAAGCCGCACACGAAUCAGGUUCAUGUGGUGGAGUUAGAAGAGGACACUGGCGCUUUACAUACAAAGGUGUUCAAACACGACAUCGGUGAGAUCUGGCACCUGCGCUGUUCCCCCCACGAUGCAGCGACACUGCUCACUGUACACAACGCAUACGACCCCAACACUUCCCAGUGCACAAUGGGGGUCACCAUUUAUAAGCUACCUACUGUUGAGGUCAUACCCAAAGAUCUGGACGACUUAAGCGCUAUUCAAGGGAGAAAUGCUGAGGAUCUGGAAGUUCUCAAAACUAUUAAACCUGAGAAACCGGACGAAGAGAUCCUCUCCGCGGAAUGGCACCCUAGCUCUCCGAAUCGCAUCGGCGUCGUGUACAGCGGCGCGGCGGUGGAGCACUGCGCGGAGUCGGGCGCCGCGCUGAGCCGCUGUGCGCCCGACCCGCGCUCGCGGCUGAAGCUCGCCGGCGGCAGGUGGCCGCAGCACCGCGCGGACCACCAGUUUGCAGUACUUCAGGAUACACACAUUAAAUGCUACGACACACGGACGGAUUGCUCGAAGCCGGCGUGGAGCAUAGACAACGCGCAUAGACAACUCGUGAGGGAUCUAGACUUCAACCCGAACAGACAAUUCCACGUGGCGAGCGCGGGCGACGACGCAGCACUCAACAUCUGGGACUACAGGAACGGCCGGGAGCCAAUCUUCUCCAGGACUGAUCAUUCACAUUGGGUGUGGUCGGUCCGUUACAACACAUAUCACGAACAGCUGCUGCUGACAGGCAGCUCGGACGGCCGAGCGCUGCUCACCGCCGCCGACAGCAUUUGUCGCGACCGCAGCGACCGCAGCGACCGCAGCGACAGCGACACGAGGCUGGAAGACGGAGUGUUGCAAUCAUAUGAACAGCACGAGGACUCCGUAUACUGCGCGGAGUGGAGCGCCGCGGAGCCCUGGACGUUCGCGUCGCUCAGCUACGACGCCCGCCUCGUGCUGUCGCGGGUGCCCCGCCAUUUCAAGUACAAAAUAUUGUUGUAGGAUUCAAAGUAAAUAAGUUUUUUUUUUACAAAAAUAUCAUUUUUAACACACAUCGGAAUAGGCUGAAAAAAAUUGAGAUAUAUCAAAGCUCGUAGAACAAAGUGGUUGUUAUGAUGUCAGCUUUCUAGUAUUGCGAAAUUGUUGGUAUUUCAAAAAUAACCAUGUGUAUCCCUCAGUAUUACUACUUCUACAAAUCAACUUGGGAUAAAAAUACAUUUUUUUGUAUGUAUGUUUGUAAUGCGAUAACUUUCAACCCAUUGGUUUGAUUUUGAUGGAAUUUAAAAGGUAUGUAGGAUCUGUCAAUAGAAUUUUUAAGUUGGUGGGGCAUCAAAAUCGGUUAAGUCGUUUUUUAAAUAUUCACGAUUUUUGUAAACACUCGUCAAAAUUUAUUGUGUUAGCGAGGUCAAGUUCGUGGCGAACAACUAGUGUAUACUAGCGGCCCGUUGUUCCGUCUCCACUCGGUAAAACCAUAAUAAUUUG
This is a messenger RNA of Plodia interpunctella (Indianmeal moth), 1723 nucleotides long. RefSeq lists its product as uncharacterized. The coding region runs from base 83 to 1243 and encodes 386 amino acids. NCBI's taxonomy places the organism in Eukaryota, Metazoa, Arthropoda, Insecta, Lepidoptera, Pyralidae. Gene Ontology annotation, molecular function: protein binding. The transcript is spliced from 9 exons. Gene Ontology annotation, biological process: protein ubiquitination. The record is from RefSeq and is a predicted model, not a curated record.